This is a messenger RNA of Liolophura sinensis, 5538 nucleotides long. Its product is annotated as cytosolic carboxypeptidase 2-like. The record is from RefSeq and is a predicted model, not a curated record. Gene Ontology annotation, molecular function: metallocarboxypeptidase activity; zinc ion binding. Lineage: Eukaryota; Metazoa; Mollusca; Polyplacophora; Chitonida; Chitonidae. Bases 148 to 4236 code for a protein of 1362 amino acids. Gene Ontology annotation, biological process: proteolysis. The transcript is spliced from 36 exons.
GCAUUGUACCGCAAAUUUCAGUGUCCGAUUCAGGUUGUGACAGCUUUAAGUUAUUGGACAACAACAACGCCCACGGUUCAGAAGAGACCUAGUACUAGGAAGAGGUGAACACCGAGUGAUGGCGCCCAGCAAAAUGACACUAUCAUCAUGGACCCACAGUUAGAUUUUAGAUUUUUACCAAUGUACACUGAUGAGAUGUCUGAAGAUGUAGAACCUGAAUAUGAAUUUGAACCUAACACUUAUGAAAAAUUCAUGAGAAAACAUCUGCAGCAUUAUGGCUACUACACAGGACGUAACCAAGGAUACCGUCACAAAUAUGAGCAGUAUGCAGAAUCCGAUGACUUGGCUUUGAUAAGCGAGUCUAGUGAGUCAGAAUCAGAUCUAGAUGACGAUGAUAAGCAAGAUAACAAACUACAAGAAGACAUCCUACGGACGACACAACUGGUCUACAGCUAUGAAGCAGGGCGUAUGGUGUCUCGUUUACGAGAACCCAGGAAUCUCUAUGCUUUGGCAAAAGAGCUUGGAGCUCAGCAAGCUGCUAGAUGGCCUAAUGACUUGCAAGUGCUACAGACCCGUAUCAAACAUAUCCGCUAUGUUCCACCUAGCCCAGAGAAAUUUUAUCAGCCAACUGGCUUGGAGCACACCCCCAUGGUGAGAGGAGAGGAGUAUGGAGGCAGACUGGUUUAUGAAUAUGAUACCAAGGGAGCAUUUUUUGUUCGGUCCUGUGUUGGAGGGACAAAGAAUGGCUACACCACUUGCUGCGUCCCAUUGAUGUCAAAGGAAGACCAGACACUGCUGUUUGAAUCAAGAUUUGAAUGUGGGAAUCUAGGAAAAGUUGUUCAAAUUGGAGAGUACGACUAUGAGCUGUGGCUGAAGUAUGACUAUUACACACAUAAACAUACUCAGUGGUACUACUUCCAAGUGAACAACACUAGAGCUAACAAACUCUACAGAUUUACCAUCGUUAACUUUAUGAAGCCAGACAGCUUGUAUAACAAUGGCAUGAAGCCACUUAUGUACAGUGAAAAAGAGGCACAACAGAGGAAAAUAGGCUGGUUCCGGUGUGGCUCCAGUAUCAAGUACUAUAGGAAUAACAAAAUGUACUCAACUGCCAAGGGAGAUAAGCCAUUCUACUCGCUGACAUGGACUGUGGAGUUCACUCAUGACAAUGACACUGCAUAUUUUGCUCACUGUUUUCCCUACACCUACACAGAUCUUCAGGACUAUUUAAUGGAGGUGUCCAAUGAUCCCAUCAAGUCUAAGAUCUGUAAACAGCGUGUGCUGUGUCGAACCAUGGCUGGUAACUUGGUCUACAUUCUCACCAUAACAUCACCCUCUCAGAAUCCUCAGGAUGUCAAGUACAAGAAAGCUGUUGUGAUAACAUCCAGGGUUCAUCCAGGAGAAAGUAACUCUAGCUGGAUGAUGAAAGGGUUUCUAGACUAUCUGACAGGCAACUCUGCUGAUGCUAAGUUGUUGCGGGACACAUUUGUGUUUAAGAUUGUGCCCAUGCUAAACCCUGAUGGUGUUAUAGUUGGUAACUACAGAUGUUCUCUGUCAGGACGGGACCUGAACAGAAACUACAAAACAAUGCUCAAAGACUCCUUCCCUCCAGUCUGGCAUACCAGAAACAUGAUCAGAAGGUUGUCAGAGGAGAGGGAAAUAGUGGUAUAUUGUGAUCUACAUGGACACAGCAGGAAACAAAAUGUCUUCAUCUACGGCUGUGAAAAUCGUUAUAGUGCUAACAGGAGGUUACGGGAACGCAUAUUCCCCAUGAUGCUCCACAAGAAUGCUCCUGAUAAGUUCAGCUUUGACAGUUGUAAGUUCAAGAUUCAGAAGAGUAAAGAAGGCACUGGCAGAAUUGUCAUGUGGAACAUGGGCGUAAUGAACAGUUUUACCAUGGAGGCUACAUUUUGUGGCUCAACUCUUGGCAAGAAGAAGGGUCAUCACUUUUCAGUGGUGGACUUUGAGAUGAUGGGCUACCAUUUCUGUGACACCCUAUUGGACUACUGUGAUCCAGAUAACACAAAAGCUGCUAAUAUUUAUUUGGAUUUGGAGGAGAGACUGAAGAAGGAGAUUUUGGUGAGACUAGAGAAUCAAGGCUUAAGUACAGAGGAUAUAGAUCUCAACGAUGAUUACGUCUACGGCUUGGAGUCUACUGAUGGAGGUUCUGACAGCUCAGGCUCUGAUGGCCUCCCCAUCCACUUACAGUAUCUGUCAGCUCAGGCUGCGAAAAAGAAGAAGAAGCUAAGGUCAAGAAAGGAACGUGACAGACAAAGACUCCUUAAGGAGACUGUCAAGAAGACUUCAAAUGUACAGUUGGAAUCCAAGCCUGCAGAGAAGAAGACUUCUUCACAGCCUUCAUUCAGCAAACAGGACAAGGAGCGCUGUGAAAACAGACAGACGAAACGUAAUGAGUACUUGGAAGCGCUGACACGCACCUAUAUUCAGCAUGGAGCACUUGCUACAUCAUCAGAAACAGGUCAUGUCCCAGACAGAGAGAGUGCCACACCGCAUUUCCGAUACUCUGGCAAUAAGUUACCAGCCAUACCCUUUAGUAUAGAGGGUCUGUGUGCACACCAUGAGCAGGCACUAGCUGCACAGUACAUGAGCCACCAGCUGCGCAGCCUUCAACCCCCAGAAUUUAAACAUGAAGAAUCAAAAGUGGAGUUUGAAAAGGUUGAAAACACCAUAGAAAAUUUCAUUCAUGGCCAGAUGAAUCAUAGCUCAGCAUUACCAGCUGAUCGUGCGGUCUUGCAGAGCAUUCCACCUCAGCGCCAUUUGUUGGAGAUUGUUGUUUCCCGAGAAAGGGAACAAUUUAUUGAGAACCUCAAGAAGAAGGGAGAUGGCAGUAAAAACAAUGGUGAGGCAGUACACUCUCCUGCACUCUUGACGGACCCCGGACAGAACCCGCAGAGGCAGGCUGCAGAUGGUCUUCCACCAAAACCAAAUUGUUCUAAGAUGCGCAUCACAUCUGUGACUCCGAUCAACUCAGAGUCAUCCAACAGUCAGGUCCAUGUCUCUGGAGGUAUGGAGGGUAUAGAGGUCGCUGAUGAAGGGCGAAGUGGCAGUAGCUCCAAACUAUCUGGUGACAAAACACCAGACUUUGACCUAAGUUCAUCUAAAAGAAAACCCAGGAAGACGUCCAAUGGAAAAAAGAAGAAACUGAAUGCUUUUGGAGUGGAGGAUGCCAAACAAAACUCUACAAGCCAUCAAGCUGAUGCCGAUGGAUCCCAGAAGAAGAAGCCUGUGGCUAAGACAUCCAAGCUGGACAUUCCCCUGGGGUGUAGUGAUGAUGGGGGCGAGGCGGACAGUAUACUACAUCUGACCCAGGCCAGGGAGCUGGUAGACAUGGGCUCGACCAGGGUGGAGAAAUAUUCUCCACGCAACCGAGGGCGGGAAGUUGUAGUAAGAAAAGAUGUGCAUGUCACUCACCCAACAGAACUGAUUGUGGUUAAGGCCAAGUCAUGUAAGGCUCAGCCCCAAGUGCCCACACCACCUGCCCGGUGUAAAUCCUCGAAAGACAGUCCACGGGAGCAGAGGGAGAGAUCACCCAAUUUCAAAAAGAAUAUGCUCAUGAUGUCAGCUGGACAAUUUGGGAUGCUUAGCAAUACAACAGAGAGGGAUAGUCCAAAGCAGCAGUCACCCUCAUCAGCUGCUAAAUCCAAAUUAUCUCCCUCAACAAGUCAGUACAUAAAGCGUCUGCUGAAGGAGGCAGAUGAGGAGAUCAGUGAGCUAACAACAGAAUUGGAGGAGGAUGUUAAGAGGGAACGGAAACUUAUGAAAGACUUGCAUGUACAGAAGGAGGAGGUGAAUACAGAACCAGUGACUAGGGAGAGUUACCCAGGUGAUUCUGGCCGUGAAGGGAGCAGUGUGAGCCCCGAGGUCAAGAUAGAUGAUGAGGACUCUCCCCAGGAGUGGGCGGGUGAACAGGCCCAGAUUCAAGAGAUGAAGUACCAGAUGUCUACAGAUGCACAAUGGAACCCACUGCUAUCAACAAGUGCUUCAAAGAACAGCAGUGAAGAAACUCACUCCAGGAAAGAGGCAUUUUCAAGGUUAAAAUCAGGCAGACAGAGUAAGAGAGAGCUUGUAGGAGCUGCUCCUGCCAAGAUCUCCCUGAUGAUAACACAUGGCCAUUCAGAGACAAUUGAACACCAAAACCCAGCAGCCAGACAUUUUCUGCCUUUAUCACGCCACCCCAGACAGGUUCAUCUCAGGCAUACCUCAAAGAAGACCUAACAUUGUGGAAAUCAUUGCUAUUUUUGUAUAAAUGUAUAUACAUACAGGAUUCCCUGUGAUAUAUAGAAUGUUUGCAUGGAGACUAUGUUCACAUAUAAUUUGGACUAAGCUUAAUCUGUCUUUGUGAAAGAUGAAAGAAAACCUGGAAAUACGUCAUGUACCACAAGGUUGUCCAGUCACUGACAGGUAAAUAGUGUAUUCAGUUUGAAAAUUAUGUUGUCUAAGCUAACAUCUUUUUUACUGCAAGAAAAUGAAACUUUCUAGGAUUAGUCUAUAAUGUUCUUGGUGUCACAUGCAAAUAUUAAUAGAUGCAGCUAGUCAUAUAACAAUUGGUUUGAACUGUGUACAAGGUGUCCUUAGACUCAUUGUAUUGUGAUCAUAGGAAAGUGAAAUGUAAAGAUAAUUGUGUGUAGCUGGUUAUAUUUGUACCUGAGGAAGAAGUGCUUGGUGUGUAUAUUUUGCAUGUGUUUUGUCCAGAGGAUAACUCUUCAUUUUUUCCAUGCUGGAAGUUUUCCCAGUCAAGACUGGCAUACAUGUUCAUAUUUUCUGAAUGUCAACAAUAAUAUUUACAGCUACCCUGUGAUACGGUGCCUUGUUAUAUCUACUGCUGUUUUUAGCCGAGUGUAUUGCAGUUUUAGGUCAUGUGGAUACACAUUGAGGCAAAUGCAGAUUUUGGAAAAGACCACCAACGUUACAUUGAUAUGUUUCUGUAUGUUUUAUCUGUAAUUAAGUUUUAUUUGUCAUUGUUAUCUGCUUUUGUCUAUUCAGUUUGUUAUGUAUUUUAUUGUUCAAUCACAUUUUGUCAUGUGUAACUUGAAUUAUAUCAUACAUUGUCAUUCCAGUACUAUUGUCAUAAUCUUAAUGAGUUUUUGUUUUUCACAUACUAUUUUGUGUAAGUAAAGACUACAUGUGUUAUAUAUAUCAUUAUAUAUUCCAUUUUUCAAAUUAUCCACCAUUCUUAUUCAUGAUAUUGACAUUUAUUUUCCGUCCAUGUGGUGUUCCACAUUUGCUAAAUCUACAGUUACUUAAGUACAAGCAGUUUUAUGUGAUAUUUACCCAUCUCUUUAAUUAUUAUCUACACAUAUAUUCAUUAUACAUGAAAACUUAUUGUUUAUUAAGAUUUCAUCAAGGUGAUGUAGUUAAGUGUAUUGUUUAUUUUUGUAUUACCAGUAUGUUAUUUAUGAUUUCUGAACUCAGCUGGCAGUAGGCCAAAUGGAAGCAAAUUUGCUGGGUUAGAGCUAUCCAUACCGUCAUAUUUUUUUUUUGUCUUCAUUUACACAUGACACUUGUUGUUCAUCUGCU